Mus pahari (shrew mouse) is the source of this 915-nucleotide messenger RNA. RefSeq names its product probable maltase-glucoamylase 2. The record is from RefSeq and is a predicted model, not a curated record. The transcript has a single exon. The coding region runs from base 1 to 915 and encodes 304 amino acids. NCBI's taxonomy places the organism in Eukaryota, Metazoa, Chordata, Mammalia, Rodentia, Muridae.
AUGCAUAGUACCCAGGAGAGUGGAUCAGUGUCCAGGAGAGUGCAUCAGUGUGCAGUGCAAUUCACCAGUGCCCAGCACAGUGCACCAGUGCCCAGCACAGUGCACCAGCUCCCAGAACAGUGCACCAGCACCCAGCACAGUGCACCAGCACCCAGCACAGUGCAUCAGUGCCCAGCUCAAUGCAUCAGUGCCCAGCACAGUGCAUCAGUGGCCAGCACAGUGCAUCAGUGCCCAGUGCAGUGCAUCAGUGCCCAACACAGUGCAUCAGUGCCCAGUGCAGUGCAUCAGUGCCCAGCUCAGUGCAUCAGUGCCCAGCGCAGUGCAUCAGUGCCCAGCACAGUGCAUCAGUGCCCAGCUCAAUGCAUCAGUGCCCAGCACAGUGCAUCAGUGCCCAGCACAGUGCAUCAGUGCCCAGUGCAGUGCAUCAGUGCCCAACACAGUGCAUCAGUGCCCAGCUCAAUGCAUCAGUGCCCAGCGCAGUACAUCAGUGCCCAGCACAGCUCAUCAGUGCCCAGUGCAGUGCAUCAGUGCCCAGCACAGUGCAUCAGUCCCCAGUGCAGUGCAACAGUGCCCAGGACAGUGCAUCACUGUCCAGUACAGUGCACCAGUGCCCAGUGUAGUGCAUCAGUACCCCGUGCAGUGGAUCAGUGUCCAAAACAGUGCAUCAGUGCCCAGCGCAGUGCAUCAGUGCUCAGCGCAGUGCAUCAGUGCCCAGUGCAGUGCAUCAGUGCCCAGCGCAGUGCACCAGUACCCAGUGCAGUGCAUCAGUGCCCAGUGCAGUGCAUCAGUGCCCAGGAGAGUGCAUCAGUACCCAGGAGAGUGCAUCAGUGCCCAGGAGAGUUCAUCAGUGCCCAGUGUAGUGUAUCAGUGUCCAGAACAGUGCAUCAUUGCCCGUCACAGUGCAUCAGUGCCUAG